This is a messenger RNA of Lycium ferocissimum, 3033 nucleotides long. RefSeq names its product RNA demethylase ALKBH10B. NCBI's taxonomy places the organism in Eukaryota, Viridiplantae, Streptophyta, Magnoliopsida, Solanales, Solanaceae. The transcript is spliced from 9 exons. The coding region runs from base 364 to 2667 and encodes 767 amino acids. Gene Ontology annotation, molecular function: demethylase activity; mRNA binding. Gene Ontology annotation, biological process: mRNA catabolic process. The record is from RefSeq and is a predicted model, not a curated record.
AGAGAGAGUCAAAAUCAAAAACAGAAAGCCACAAAGAAACCACCAUUUAUAGGAAACCAGAAAAUACAAACACAAAUACGCGUGCUCUAUAAGCCAAAUAUUCUUCCUAAAAACCCCUCAUUCAACCCUUUCUCUACAUCUUCACACACACACACACUUCUUCAGAUCUCACAUUUAUUUUACCUUUUUGCAACAACCCCAUUGUGUUUUCAUCCAGAUCUGAUAAAAAAAAAAAAUGAGCUAAAUCUUUAUCACACACACAUAAAAAAAAAAACAAAACAAAACACUAAACAUAGAUAAUAGCACUUAGUAGUAGUAACAUAUACUAGUAGUUAAUAUUUUCAGUUCAAGAAUUCAAGAACAAUGCAAUCAGGUAAUGCUGCCACGUCAGCAGAGAAACCUCACACCAACGGUGACGUGUCAGGGGUGCCACGUCACCAGCAGCAGCAACAAUGGUUUCAACAACAACCUCAAAUGGAUGAAAGGGAUGGGUUUAUAUCAUGGCUAAGAGGUGAAUUUGCUGCAUCCAACGCGAUAAUCGAUGCAUUGUGUCAUCAUUUAAGGCUAGUUGGUGAGCCUGGUGAGUAUGAUGGAGUCAUUGGGAGUGUACAACAAAGGAGAGGUAAUUGGAGUGGUGUGUUGCAUAUGCAGCAGUAUUUUAGUGUAGCUGAGGUGAUUUAUUCAUUGCAUCAGGUUGAGUGGAGGAAACAGCAAAAUGUUGGGGUUAAAGUAGGAAAAGGGGAUAAUAAGAGGGGUGGGAAUAGAGGGGGUUGGAGAAAUGAGGGACUGAAUAGUAAAGAGUUGUAUGACAAAGCUAAUGGGGUUGAAAAGAUUGAUGAAUUGAAGCAAGGGGACAAGAAAGGUGAGAUUUUGGAAUGUUAUGUUUUCCUUAUUUUUGCUGUAUUGGAUAUGGUGUAUGUACUUUUUUGUCGAUGGAUUAUAUUAUCGUGGUUGCGUGACGAAUUUGUUGCAGCGAAUGUGAUAAUCAAUGCAUUAUGUCAUCAUUUAAGGCUAGUUGGUGAGCCUGGUGAGUAUGAUAGAGUCAUUGGGAGUGUACAGCAGAGGAGAGGUAAUUGGAGUAGUGUGUUGCAUAUGCAGCAGUAUUUUAGUGUUGCUGAGGUGAUUUAUUCAUUGCAUCAGGUUGAGUGGAGGAAACAGCAAAAUGUUGGGGUUAAAGUAGGAAAAGGGGAUAAUAAGAGGGGUGGGAAUAGAGGGGGUUGGAGAAAUGAGGUAUUGAAUAGUAAAGAGUUGUAUAACAAAGCUAAUGGGGUUGAAAAGAUUGAUGAAAUGAAGCAAGGGGACAAGAAAGAGUUGGUUGGAAAUCCUGAAGCAAAUGACUCAAUGAAGAUUUCAGUCAAAGAAGUUGGCGACUCACCAAGUGAAGUAGACAAAACUGGUGAUAAACGUGAUUCAAACUCUGAUGGGUCUUCUACUGUGGAGAACGAAUCCAAUUCCAUCCAAGUACCUACUGAGAAGCAGAAUGUUAUACCAAAAACUUUUGUUGCUACAGAGAUAUACGAUGGGAAACCGGUUAAUGUUGUCGAUGGCAUGAAACUUUACGAGGAACUGCUAAGCAAUUCAGAAGUUUCAAAACUUGUUACUUUGGUAAAUGAUUUGAGAGUUGCUGGGAGAAGAGGACAGCUUCCUGCACAGACAUUUGUAGUCUCAAAGAGACCUAUGAAGGGGCACGGAAGGGAGAUGAUACAGUUGGGCGUUCCCAUUGCAGAUGCACCUCCUGAGGAUGAAGCUGCCAUAUCAACAUACAAAGACCGGAAAAUAGAAGCGAUUCCCGGUUUGUUCCAAGAUGUUAUUGAUCGACUGAGUGCUAUGCAAAUUUUGUCUGCGAAGCCGGAUGCGUGCGUUAUUGAUUUCUUCAAUGAGGGGGACCACUCACAGCCUCAUAUCUGGCCACAUUGGUACGGGCGACCUAUAUCUAUGUUGUUCUUGACAGACUGUGACAUGACUUUCGGUAAGGUGAUUGGCGUGGAUCAUCCAGGCGAUUAUCGAGGCUCUCUCAAAUUGUCUUUUUCACCAGGAUCCAUACUUGUAAUGCAGGGAAGAUCAACUGAAUUUACGAAAUAUGCAAUUCCAUCCAUCCGGAAGCAGCGAAUACUUGUGACCUUUACAAAGUUGCAACGGGGAAGAAUCAAGUCUGGUGAUGGUCAGCGUUUCCCUUCAUCAGCAGGAGGUCCUGUCCCCCAGUGGGUUCCUCCUAGCAGGUCACCAAAUCAUAUCCGUCAUCCCUUUGGUGGGCCCAAGCAUUAUGGUUCCAUGCCAACAACUGGUGUAUUACCUGUUCCAGCUGUUCGUCCACAGUUGACUCCUCCAAAUGUCCAGCCUAUUUUUGUUACCUCUGCGGUUUCACCAGCUAUGCCUUUUCCUGCACCUGUUGCUCUUCCACCCGCCUCAGCUGGAUGGGCAGCACCUCCUCCUAGGCAUCCCCAACCCCGACUGCCACUCCCUGGCACUGGCGUUUUCCUUCCUCCAGGCUCCGGCGUUUCAGCCACUGACAACAACAUUCCUGCUGAAAAUCUAGCUUCCUCAGAAAAGGAUACCAGUGUUCCUCUGAAAGAUAACACGGAUACUGAAGUACAAACACAAGAGUGCAAUGGAAAGAUAGAUGUUAGUGAUGCAGAGAAAGCAGUGGCUGAUGAAGAACGACACUAAGGUGGAAAAAGGUGAGUUUAUUGUUGGAGGCUACAAACUGCAGUGAGUUUUUGAAGAAAAUGUAAAGAGCGGAAAUUGUUCAAGAGUUAUACUCGCAUAUCCAGCAGAGCAAGGGAAGAAGAGUUAUCUGUUCUUCAUGCACCUCUUUGCUUGCUCUUCCUUUUUGUCGUCUUAUCAAACAUAUAUAUAUAUUUUAUAUAUAUCUUAAAUUAGAUGAGGAACGUAUUUACAAAACUUUAUUGUAUCUCCACAGAAAAUUUUAGCUCAUUGAAUAGAAGUAAUGAGUAUUUCUUUCUGUCAGCUGCUGCCCCGUUCUCAUAUAUGAAAUCACCAAAAACUUGUAGGCUAAAAUGUUUUAUACUAAAA